GGAAAAGUUACACGACUCUAUAAUUUGUUGUAGUCAUUGAAUUAGUUCGUCGAGGAAAGUGGAAACAAGUGGACGUAUACAAUGUCUGUCGCGUAUAAACUUGGUGAUUUAGUUUGGGCUAAAAUGAAGGGUUUCAGCCCUUGGCCCGGCCGGGUAGCCAUACCAACCCCAGAACUGAAGCCUCCGAAGAAGGCAAUGAAUGUACAAUGUAUUUAUUUCUUUGGGACGAACAAUUAUGCCUGGAUCGAGGAACAUAACAUCAAGCCGUACCAGGAGCAUAAAGAGCAACUGGUGAAGUCGUGCAAGACGACCGCUUUUAAAGAAGCCAUCGCUCAGAUUGAGGAGUAUAUUGUUAAUCCUGAGAAAUUCGGUGAUAUCGACGAGCACGCUCGCAACCCUGAAGAAGAGUUCGACAAACUAAAGGACAACAUUCGCAAAGAGAGUACAGACGAGCCUCCAGUGGAGGAACCAACACCUGAAGUGAAGAAAGAGAAAAAGAGCUCUACGCCAAAGAUACGUUUGAUUUCAAAGGUGAAAUCUAUAAAACGCUCCUCGUCCACGGGCCUCAAGCCGACGCCGCGCAAAAAGGCCAAGAGUGCGUCGCGCUCCUUCACCGACUCGGACUUGGCCAAUGAUAAGCCGUCGAUGCUCAAUCAUUCGUUCUCGAAGAAAUCCAGCUUGCUGCAUCGCCCGUCGAAUAUUUUGAGACCUGACACACCACCCCUCGACUUGGAGAAUGUAUCAGAAACACUCCUCGAGAAGAACAUUAAGGCCAGCGCUAUGAAGUUUGGUUUCCUCGGCCUGGGUAUUAUGGGCAGUGGCAUUGUGAAGAAUCUGCUCAACUCGGGGCAUAAGGUGCUCGUGUGGAACCGCACUGCUGCUAAGUGCAAAGACUUCGAGAAGGUUGGUGCGACGAUAGCGGUGACGCCGUGUGAUGUGGUGGAGGAGGCUGAUAUCACCUUCUCGUGCGUAGCAGACCCUCAGGCGGCUAAGGAGAUGGUGUUCGGCAACUGUGGCGUGCUACACUGUCCAACGCUAGAAGGCAAGGGUUACGUGGAGAUGACGUCCAUAGAUGCGGACACGUCGCACGACAUCGUUGAGGCGAUCAGCGGCAAGGGAGGACGGUACUUGGAGGCGCAGAUCCAAGGCUCAAAGACGCAAGCGGAAGAGGGCACAUUGAUAAUCCUGGCGGCGGGCGACCGCACGCUGUUCGACGACUGCCAGUCGUGCUUCAAGGCGAUGAGCAAGAACUCGUUUUACCUUGGUAGCGACAUCGGCAACGCGUCGAAGAUGAACUCGGUGCUGCAGGUGGUGGGCGGCGUGUCGCUGGCCGCGCUGGCCGAGGGGCUGGCGCUGGCCGACCGCGCGGGGCUCAGCCAGGCCGACCUGCUCGACGUGCUGGCGCUCACGCCGCUCGCCUCGCCGCACCUCAUACUGAAAGGGCCGCGCGAUGAUCGAGUCGUCGUACUCCACGCACCAGCCGCUCAGCCACAUGCAGAAGGACCUCAAGUUGGCCCUCGGGCUCGGGGACGCGUUGGAACAGUCCCUCCCCCUCACGGCCACGACCAACGAGAUAUUCAAACACGCGAAACGGCUCGGCUACGCGAAUCACGACGUUGCUGCCGUGUACAUAAGGGCUAGAUUCUAAUGGGGGUCGCCGGUUGCAAAUUUUGAUCUGUACUUGACUUACCGUGUAAUAAAAUUGUGUGGUUUUAUGAAACAUGGCAAAAGUGAAUCUUUUUUUUCAAUAGUAGAAGUUAAACUAAUGUUUUUUAGUUUCGCGGCCGAUCGUCACGCGACAUAUAGGACACACAGACAAACUUUGAGACGACAAUAAAAGUUUCACUUUUAAAACAUAAAUACAGACUAUAAAGACACAUUAUACGUCUACCGAGGUUUAAACUUGUCCGUUUCGACCGUAUUUGGCUAUGGUUUAACGUAAACAUGAUUUGUAAUAAACUUAGACCAUGGUUUUGGACCUGUGUUUUGUAAUAAGAUGGUUGGUGUAUUUUGACUAGAACGCAAGUUUUGUGUCACGCGAUGAUUAAACUCAAUGCAUUUACUUGUUUAAUAUGAAAAAGAUAAAAAGAAAAAGUAAGAGUGAAAUAGAUUAAAUAUGGAUUCAGUUGGACGAUGAAAAAGAUUUCAUAAAUUAAAUGACAAGACUUUUAGUUGCUAUUUACUAUGAACAUGAAUCUAAGAUUUUAUUACCAAAUUAACGGUAGAUAAAUACAAAUAAAUGAGCGAAUAAUUAUAAUAUUUUUUUGAUCUAAUAUUAAUUAUAAUUACACCCAAUAAAACAAUAAAUUAUAUAAAGAAAAUCUUAUCAUUUAGUUAUAAAAAUUCCGUGUGUUCCUUGUAUAAGUGUCAAUUUUUGCAAUCGUUUUAAGGAAAUUCCCAAAUGACCAAAACGUAGUAUAAUGAGCUUUUAUAGGUCGUUUUAUAACAGAACAAAUUUCAAGGCAACACUAUAAAUACUUCUAAAAAUAUUACAUUAAUUCAGUAAUGUUGUAACUGCCGUUUGCCCUUUGUUUAAAGUUCUGUUAUUAACGGCCUUAACAAUUUGAGAAUAAAUUCCCAUUUUUAAUAAAUUAAAGAAGAAUGUUUGAGAAUUUGUUUGAUAUAUAUCUUCGUGAAUACAAAGUAGAUUGGUGCAUAACUCAAAUCAAACUCGUAAUUAAUAAAUACAGUAAAACUAUGAAACUUUUGUUUUACACAAUGAUUUUCGUUUUUAAAAAUUAAUUUUUCAUUAUGUAUUUAAUAUAUUUUCAAUAAAGUAAGACAUAGCUAAUUUUAAGUAUAUGGCACCGUUUGAAUGUUGCAAAUCUUGUUUUGUUUAAUGUAAAAAUGUCGAAUAAAUAAAAUCACUUGUAUGUUACGUAUAAGAAUAAUAAAUAGUUUUAAUAUAA
Messenger RNA from Colias croceus (clouded yellow), 2909 nucleotides. RefSeq names its product putative oxidoreductase GLYR1 homolog (gene Ndf). Bases 82 to 1641 code for a protein of 519 amino acids. The transcript has 13 exons. Lineage: Eukaryota; Metazoa; Arthropoda; Insecta; Lepidoptera; Pieridae. Gene Ontology annotation, molecular function: NADP binding; oxidoreductase activity, acting on the CH-OH group of donors, NAD or NADP as acceptor; NAD binding. The record is from RefSeq and is a predicted model, not a curated record.